CCCCCAUCUCUAGCGAAUGGGCGGGACUUCACUUCGGGAAUGACGAACACUAACUUAGUCUGGUGAAGCUAUUCAAGGGAGUUACAAUUCUACAUUUGGGACAGGCAACGAACCGCAGCUUCUAUAUUUAUAUUAUCCAAGGGAAUUAUGCAAACUGGAUAAAGUUUAUGGGACAACAAAAGCAACAGUGUCAGCGAUGGGGGUGAACUACGGACAGUAUGGUAGGCUGGCUCUGCAUAAAUGUGCAAAAAUCACAGUCCUUGACUUUUGAACAGAGUAUUUCUAAAUAUGUUCUUACUGUCUGGCGGAGAUGAUUCAGUGCAAUAGUGAAUUCUAAAUUUUGUUUGAAGGCGUUUUUAUUACGAGUCUGAUUCGCUUCGCCGGAGUUCAAAUGGACAAAGAGACUGAUUUGCUAUUCUGCACCUACGGAGCAGACGGAACGUGGAUCUAAUGAGAGGUUUGAUUUCAGUGUCACAAAACGACUUUUAAAUAAAGGCACCACUACGACAAAAUGAUGUGGAGCCCAUGGCAGUUGGUUUACCGUACAGCUAUUGGCUGCAUGGUUCUGGAAAUACUUAUUCACAAUGUUGCUCAAGGCCUGAAUGUUUGUAUGAGUGGCAGCGCUACAUCCUGUGAGGAAUGCCUGCUCAUUCACCCAAGCUGCGCCUGGUGCGCUCAAGAGGAGUUUGGCAGGGUACGCACCCUGAUGUCACGGUGCGACCUGAGUCAGAACCUGCAGAAGAGAGGGUGUGAGGCCUAUAACAUAGAGAAUCCCAGAAGCACCACCAGGGUAGUGAAGAGCGAACCACUCAGCUCCAAAGGCUCUGGUCCCACCCAGUAUGAUGUGAUUCAGAUCAUGCCCCAGAAGAUCUCCCUGAGUCUCCGGCCAAGUGAUCAGACGUCAUUCAAGGUGCAGGUGCGUCAGGUGGAGGACUACCCCGUGGACCUCUACUACCUGAUGGACCUGUCUUUGUCCAUGAAGGACGACCUGGACAGCAUCAGGAACCUGGGGACCAAGCUGGCCGAUGAGAUGAGGAAACUCACCUCAAACUUCAGACUGGGCUUCGGCUCAUUCGUAGACAAGAACAUGUCCCCGUUCUCCUACACAGCCCCAAAGUACCAGGACAACCCCUGCAAUGGAUACAAGCUGUUCCCCAACUGUGUCCCCUCCUUCGGGUUUCGCCACCUCCUUUCCUUGACUGACAAAGUGGAUCGCUUCAACGAGGAGGUGCAGAAACAGAUGGUGUCUCGCAACAGGGACGCUCCAGAGGGAGGCUUUGAUGCCAUCCUGCAGGCUGCUGUCUGUAAGGAGAGAAUAGGUUGGAGAAAGGAGGCUUUCCACCUGCUGGUGUUUGCCACAGACGAUGUGCCUCACCUGGCCUUGGAUGGCAAGCUGGGAGGCCUGGUCCAGCCACACGAUGGAAAGUGCCAUAUGAAUGAAAAGAAUGAGUACAGCGGCUCCACCGAGAUGGACUAUCCCUCCUUGGCUUUGUUGGGGGAGAAGUUGGCGGAAAACAACAUAUAUCUUAUCUUUGCUGUGACAAAAAGGCACUAUGUCAUUUACAAGAAUUUCACAACACUCAUCCCUGGAACCACAGUGGAGAUUCUCGACGCGGACUCCAAGAACAUCAUCCAACUCAUUGUAAACGCUUACAAUAACAUCCGGUCCAAAGUGGAGCUGACUGUUUGGGACCAACCCGAGGACCUCAGUCUGACCUUCACUGCUACCUGUCAGGAUGGACAACCUCUGCCAGGCCUCAGGAAAUGUGCUGACCUCAAGAUCGGAGACACGGUGUCCUUCAACGUGAGCGUGGAGGCGAGAGGCUGCCCUCCUCCGGGGACCAGGCAGAGUUUCACCGUCAAGCCGGUGGGCUUCAAGGAUCGCCUGGAGGUUUCCGUGGACUAUCGCUGCGACUGUGGCUGCACGCACCGCGCCCGGGCCAACAGCAGCCGCUGCAGCUCCAGGGGCCAGUACGUCUGCGGCACGUGUCGAUGUGACACGGGCCACCUGGGCGCGCGCUGCGAGUGCCACGAGGGCGAGGCCGGAGCCGUGUACCAGGGCGCCUGCAGGGAGGCAGAGGGGAAGCAGAUCUGUAGCGGGAGAGGCGAGUGCAGCUGUAACCAGUGCCUCUGUUAUGAGUCCGAGUUCGGGAAGAUCUACGGCACCUUCUGCGAGUGCGACGACUUCUCCUGUGCCCGACAUAAGGGCGUCCUCUGUUCCGGUCACGGGGAGUGCCACUGUGGAGAGUGCAAGUGCCACGCCGGCUACAUCGGGGACAACUGCAACUGUUCCACGGAAACCCUGUCCUGCGUGUCCGACGACGGCCAGAUCUGCAGCGGCCGAGGGAACUGUGCGUGCGGGCGAUGCCAGUGCACGGAACCAGGGGCCUUCGGGGACACGUGCGAGAAAUGCCCCACCUGCCCAGACGCAUGCGGCACCAAGAGGGAAUGCAUCGAGUGCCGACUAUUCAACUCUGGAAGACUGGCCGACAAUCAGACCUGCCAGCGGCUGUGCAAGGACGAGAUCAUAACCGUGGAAACGCUUAAAACGGAAGACCCCAACGCUGUCCUCUGCCUGUACAAGACGGAAAAUGAGUGCGUAAUGAAAUUCACAUACUCUGAACAUGCCAGUGGAAUGUCAGUCCUCACCGCGCUAAAAGAGCCAGAGUGCGGUGCAGCGCCUGACGCCAUGACCGUCCUCCUGGCCGUGGUGGGCAGUAUCCUGCUGGUGGGAAUCGUGCUGCUCGCCAUCUGGAAGCUGGUCAUCACCGUGCACGACCGGCGAGAGUUUGCCCGCUUCCAGAGUGCACGGUCACGUGCGCGUUACGAGAUGGCCUGCAACCCACUCUACAAGCAGCCCAUUACCAGCCACCCAGUAGAGACAGACUUCAGUAUGUACAGCAAGUCCUACAACGGAGCAACCCACUGACCUCCCUCCCUCUCCUCCAGGGUGUUUGUGGGGCUGGGGCACGGCAGGACCGGUCCUCAACCAUCCAUCUGAUCCGACAAAAACUUAUGAGGGACUGAAGUGAAACUAGUAAUCCGGAUUGUUUCUGGGAACGUGUGGCCUAUCUCUUUUUUUUUCUCUCUCCCUGACUGCGAUGGAAAGUGAUCAAGUUUCAUGAUUUGAUGUAGCUUGAGGCUUUGGUCUGUGAUUGGCCGAUAUCAGUAGAAUGCAGCCCGGUGGACGGUCAACAACCGUCAUGGACUCCUGGUUUGGCAGUUGUUGAAAGAGGACAGAGACUGUUAUUUGUGCUCCUUCGCGUCUCAUCUCCAGCUGUGGAAUGAACUAUGUAGACAGAACAGAGAAACCCUAUUUGAAACUGCCAAUUUAUCAAUAACUCCUUCACAUAAGCAGCCAUAUAUGUUGUACAGACAAACCAAGGCGAAACAAGGCAUUGACUUAUAUUUCUAUGUGUAUAUAUUUUUUUUUAACUCUGAAAAAGGCCUUUCUGGACAGUCAACUAUGCAUCGUCUCAUAACAAGUGGAAAUAUUAAUCUACACCAGCGGGAGUCUCAGGUUAAUGAGAUGACAAGAGCACAUUAUUUGCUGAUGAUGAUUUUGACGUCAUGAUACUAACAUUAAUAGAGUGAUAGUUUUCUUACCCUUGUUUUGCACAACUGGUGAUAGUAUUAGCGAAAGUCUCAUAAAGUGACUAAGUAUCUCUUGCUAUUGUAUUUGAAUUGUGAUCGUUGUUAAUCACCAUUUGCACUUCUCUCUCUAGUCUCGCCCUAUUCAGUUAACCUGGACCCAGAUUUAUUCGGGCUCUAUCUGACUUGUGUGUUCUUUGCCAGACGUAUAUCCACUGCUGGAAGCGGCACAGGCCUGGGGACCGGAAUGACUGCAGCUCUCCUGUUCUCUGGCCCUCAUGGCUUCAUUACAAGCUGAGGGUGGAGGGACUGGGAAGGUCUCUACGCUGACAUGGGGCACAGCGCUCCCUCAGGCGUUCCCACAGGAAGAGGCUGGCUAGAAUGUCGUGGCACUGGAGUUAUGAAUAGGCGCAUUAUAAGACGGGAGGGGAUACGCGUUUUCCGUUACCUUCCUUCCUUGUGAUAGCAAGCAAGAGCUACGCGCGCGUGGAAAGGGUGAAUUGAAAGUGUGUGUGCGUGAAAGUGUGCAUGCUAGCGUAGAUGGGUGCGUUUCAUACAAAGGGAGGUGCGCGCGCGCGCGCGCGCGCGUGUGUGUUCGCGUGCCAAUGUGAUAAGAAUCUGAUGACCAUGUCAUUGUUGGCUUGUGCUACCCUGUGUAGCCCAUAACAUUGAGUUUGAUAGUAAUGAUAUUCUCCAGCAUCUUUCCUGUAUGGCAUCGUUCAUCACAGAUCAGUAGAGGCCAAUAGAUUUGCAACACUACUACAUAUGUGUGUUUAUGUCAAUGCAAACAGAGCGGGUAUUAAAAAACACAAUAAAUGGGUGAUAUCAAGCUA
Esox lucius (northern pike) is the source of this 4424-nucleotide messenger RNA. RefSeq names its product integrin, beta 5 (gene itgb5). Gene Ontology annotation, molecular function: integrin binding. NCBI's taxonomy places the organism in Eukaryota, Metazoa, Chordata, Actinopteri, Esociformes, Esocidae. Gene Ontology annotation, cellular component: integrin complex; cell surface; focal adhesion. The record is from RefSeq and is a predicted model, not a curated record. The transcript has 15 exons. The coding region runs from base 512 to 2929 and encodes 805 amino acids. Gene Ontology annotation, biological process: cell migration; integrin-mediated signaling pathway; cell adhesion mediated by integrin.